AUGGGGCCGCCGGCAGCGGCGCCGUCCUCGCACAGCGCGCACGCGCGGCCGCUCCGGUUCCGGCCGCGCCGCCCGCCGGGGCCGUGUCCGGCCGUGCGCGUCCGGCCGUGCCCGCCCCCGUCCCACAAAGUGUCCCACAAGAGCCCCCUGCGUGCGCGCAGAACACGAGAGCCCUCCGAGCCCGCCCUGCAACGCCUGGCCCACUACCUCCUGGCGCACUACCAGAAAGGCACCCGGCCUGUGCGGGACUGGCGAACGACCACUAACGUGGCCAUCGACCUCAUGGUCUAUGCCAUCCUCAGUGUGGAUGAGAAGAACCAGGUGCUGACCACCUACAUCUGGUACAGGCAGCACUGGACAGAUGAGUUCCUCAAGUGGGACCCAGCUCACUUCGACAACCUGACGCAGAUCUCCCUCCCCGUAGAGAGCAUCUGGGUGCCCGACAUCCUCAUCAACGAGUUUGUGGAUGUUGGAAAGUCCCCACAUGUUCCCUACGUUUACGUCAGCCAUCACGGGGAGGUGCAGAACCUCAAACCCAUCCAGGUGAUGACUGCCUGCAGCCUGGACAUCUACAACUUCCCCUUCGACGUCCAGAACUGCUCUCUCACCUUCACCAGCUGGCUGCACCACAUUCGUGAUAUCAACCUCUCGCUGUGGCGUCAGCCAGAGCUCGUCAAGUUCGACCGAAGUGUCUUCAUGAACCAGGGCGAGUGGGAGCUGCUCUACAUCCUCAGCCACUUCCAGGAGUUCAGCGUCAAGAGCAGUGACAGCUAUGCUGAAAUGAAGUUCUACGUAGUCAUCCGGAGACGCCCCCUCUUCUAUACCGUCAGCCUGCUGCUCCCCAGCAUAUUCCUGAUGGUUAUGGACAUUGUGGGCUUCUACCUACCUCCCCACAGUGGUGAGAGGGUCUCUUUCAAGAUCACUCUCCUGCUGGGCUACUCGGUUUUCCUCAUUAUUGUAUCCGACACAUUGCCAGCUACUGCCGUCGGCACCCCGUUGAUAGGCAUCUACUUUGUGGUGUGCAUGGCACUGCUCGUCAUCAGCCUGACAGAGACCAUCCUGAUUGUGCGCCUAGUGCACAAGCAAGACCUGCAACCCCACGUCCCUGAGUGGGUGAAACACCUGCUGCUGGAAAGAGCCACCAUCCUGCUCUGUAUCCGGGACAGGAAGACAUUCAGCCAAAGCAGGACACAAAGCUUGGACACCUCCAGGCAGGUGGAGAACAAUGACAGCACAGCCAAGCCGACCCCCUAUGUCUGUGAGGACCCCCGGGAGUGCGGGGCAGUGGGGGGCACGAGGUCUGCACUGGCCUUUACUGGCCGGCCGGAGGGCUCGGGAGUGCUGCAGGAGGUCCUGCACGAGACCACGGCUAUCCGCCAGCUCCUGGAAAAACGGGAGGAAUUCCGUGAUGUCGCCCGUGAAUGGCUGCAAGUGGGCUACGUGUUGGAUGUCCUGCUGUUCCGGGUGUACUUGGCAGCCGUCCUGGCUUACAGCAUCACUCUGGGCACCCUCUGGUCGGUGUGGAGGGAUGCCUGAGCAGUGCCCAUUAUUCAGAGCGGGGGACGGGGGACCUCGC
This is a messenger RNA of Pseudopodoces humilis (Tibetan ground-tit), 1576 nucleotides long. NCBI's taxonomy places the organism in Eukaryota, Metazoa, Chordata, Aves, Passeriformes, Paridae. The record is from RefSeq and is a predicted model, not a curated record.